This is a messenger RNA of Parnassius mnemosyne (clouded apollo), 669 nucleotides long. The record is from the annotation of a GenBank genome assembly. NCBI's taxonomy places the organism in Eukaryota, Metazoa, Arthropoda, Insecta, Lepidoptera, Papilionidae.
AUGAUGGUUAAAAGGAUCCGUUGGCACAUUCUUCCUCGGGCUAAUAGCAGACAGUAUGGAUUCAUACCACAAAAAUGCACUGAAGACGCUCUCUACGAUAUGUUGACUCAUAUUGUAAAUAAUAUGAGAAAAAAAUUUAUUAACAUAAUCGUCUCCCUGGACAUCGAGGGUGCGUUCGACAGUGCAUGGUGGCCUGCAAUAAAAUGCAGAUUGCGAGAGAGGAAGUGUCCGCGAAAUCUUCGGAGAUUGAUGAACAGCUAUCUGGAAGACAGAAAAGUUCGAGUCAGGUAUGCGAACAAAGAAUAUAUAAAGGUGACAAAUAAGGGAUGCAUACAAGGCUCAAGUGGAGGCCCAACGUUUUGGAAUAUCUUAUUGAACCCACUAUUGGAUGAAUUAGAGAGGCGCGGGAUUUACUGCCAGGCAUUUGCGGAUGAUAUCGUUUUGGUUUUCUCUGGAGAAUCAGUCACGGAGCUAGAAAGACAGGCCGACCAGACGCUUGCCUAUGUGGAGGCGUGGGGUAUUAAAAAUAAACUAAAAUUUGCGGCGCAUAAAACCAGUGCCAUGGUUGUUACUAAAAAAUUGAAAUUUGAAACUCCGCGGAUCCACAUGGGUGAAGUAGAAAUACAAAUGGUUGACCAAAUUAAAAUGUUAGUAUUAGUUAGUAAGUAA